Cetraspora pellucida is the source of this 585-nucleotide messenger RNA. Lineage: Eukaryota; Fungi; Glomeromycota; Glomeromycetes; Diversisporales; Gigasporaceae. The record is from the annotation of a GenBank genome assembly.
AUGAUCAAAUCAAUUUCAUCGUUUAUUAUACUUUUUAUUUUAUCUAUUAAUGCCAAAAUUAUACUUUCCUAUUCCAUAUAUUAUAGAAGAAUUCCAACUUUAAACAAAAACAAUCGUCAUAAUCGUCGCGUUGUGAAUUACGAAAAAGGAUCAAGGAUCUCGAUUCCAUCAUUUAAUUCACUUCCCAAUUAUUUUCAACCUUCAAAUACUUUUGAUAAUUUCCAAACAUCAAAAUUAUCAAAUGGAUUCAAUGAUGAAAUAGAUGAUGGAAUAGAUGAUUUAGGAUUCACUCAUUUAAAUCACCUUUUUCCUGGGUCGAAUCAUUCUAAUGAAAAUCAUAAACAGUCUCCUGUACCAACAAAUACUACAGUUGUAAUACAAGCCAUGAUUGAAAUCCCUCAAUCAAAUGCUACAGCUAAUGAUAAACCAACUUAUCCAAAAUCACGUUCCUUAUAUUCUAAAUUAAAAAAAAGGAAAGAAAUCUGCAUAGGACAAAAUCGAGAAUUGCCAAUUUAUCAAAAAACUGAACCUUCAAAACAAAACCCGGAGGGACUUUAUGGACCCGGACCUGGACUUUGGUUGUAA